Cucurbita pepo subsp. pepo (vegetable marrow) is the source of this 2852-nucleotide messenger RNA. The record is from RefSeq and is a predicted model, not a curated record. NCBI's taxonomy places the organism in Eukaryota, Viridiplantae, Streptophyta, Magnoliopsida, Cucurbitales, Cucurbitaceae.
UUUCACAUCGAUUUUUGGUUUUUUUUUUCUUUUUUUUUUUUUGUUGUUGGAGUUCCAUGCGCGCCCAACCUGUAAAUUGAGGUAGUGAGGUUUUAGUGGUUUUGGUUCAAUUAUCUCCAUCUGUUGGUUUUUGCUAACAUUCAUGUGGAGCUUCUGCGAACACAUUUCAUAAUGACGCUGUAUUCAGAAAUUUGUGCCGACUAAUCAUCGACUAUGCAACUAACUGUAUCGAUUGCUGGUUGGUGUAGCCUGGAUGAUCUCUUUGACAAUCAGGUCUGAGUUCUCCGGUUCUACUUAUUCCUUCCCUACUCCUGUCGAUAACAGUUAGGAAGCUUACCAUGUCCAAUUACCCGAGUAUCUUCGCUCAUUAGAAGGUUCGUUUGGAGCCUCUCUUGAUCCAUCAAAAUGCAGUAAGACGAGCAUGGAGGAGAAAAGAAAUUUAGUCUAUGAAAUAUCAGAUCAGCCACAUGCUUCUGAACUGCUUCAGUCCUGGAGUCGUCAAGAGAUUCUAGAGAUCCUGUGUGCAGAGAUGGGAAAAGAGAGAAAAUAUACCGGAUUAACAAAACUGAAAAUAGUCGAGAACCUUCUGAAGAUUGUUACUGAAAAGAAAUCAGGGUCAACUGAGAAUGUAGCAGACCUUGACCAGCAAUCUUCUUCACCCUAUCUUUCUCCAAAGAUUACCAAAAGGCAAAGAAAAAUUGAUCAGCCAUCACGGCUACCAGUUCCGGAAAACAAUAUUCCUAUCAGUAGCAUUAGGAGUGACUCAAAUAUUGCAGUUUACUGCAGAAAUUCAGCAUGCAAGGCUACCUUAAAUGAAGAUGAUAAAUUUUGCAAGAGGUGUUCAUGCUGCAUCUGCUAUCAAUAUGAUGAUAAUAAGGAUCCUAGUCUAUGGUUAAGUUGCAGCUCUGACCCACCAUUUCAAGGCACUUCAUGUGGUUUGUCAUGCCAUCUUGAAUGUGCAUUGAAGCAUGAAAAAUCUGGAAUUUCUAAAGGACAGCAGGUUGGAAUUGAACGGACUUUCUAUUGUCUAUCAUGUGGAAAAGUCAACGACUUGCUUGGGAGUUGGAGAAAACAAUUGAUGAAGGCAAAGGAAACCCGAAGGGUGGAUAUACUGUGUUACCGCAUCUCUUUAGCCAAAAAGAUUUUGAGUGAAGGUGAAAAGUAUCAAGAUGUUUGUCGGAUCGUGGAUGAGGCUGUGAAGAAACUUGAAGCUGAAGUGGGUCCUUUGACUGGUGUACCGGUUGGUACGGGCAGAGGCAUAGUGAACAGGCUUUCUUCAGGACCAGAGGUUCAGAAACUCUGCACGUUAGCCAUUGAUACACUGGACUCCUUGCUCUCCAAGAAGAUCUUGCAUCAAUCGCCCAUUUCCAUUAUACAAGACACAAAUUUGGUAGCUACAAACUUAUUAAGGUUCGAAGAUGUUGAUGCAACAUACCUUACAGUGGUUAUGGGUACCGAAGAUGUUUCUUCUGGAGAAACUGUUGGUUACAGGCUAUGGCAUCGAAAGGCAUGUGAUAUAGAUUACCCUAUAGAGCCAACUUGCAUCUUGUCUCAACCCAAUUUGAGGUUUGUCGUCCGAGGACUGACCCCAUCUUCAGAAUAUUAUUUCAAAGCCAUUUCCUUUAAUGGGACAGGAGAUUUGGGGAUGUGUGAAGUUCAGAUCUCAACUGCUAGUGCUCGGGAGGACCACCCAGGAUGCUUGGUGAUUGAAAGAAGUCAGAGUUCGGUUACCAACGUUAGUGAGCUCUCUAAUCCUUCUUCAGUAGAAGAUGAAACAAACAAUGAAAUGCCUUGUAGCGACCAGAGUGAUAGUCAAACAGAGAACUAUCUUUCUUAUUGCAAAGAUCCUAACAAGAUUAUCACUGCUAACCUGUCUAAAGAUGCAAUAAACUGCACUGAUGUCGGUGGAGGAGAAACAGCAAAAGAUUCUGUUUCUUUGUUGGAUGAGAAACAUGUUACAAAGAAAAGUGGCAUGCUGCCUGAUCCUAAUGUUCCAAAACUUGAAGACAAACAUUCCUCUGAGGUUCAUAUCAUUGAAGAUACAAGCGUAAAUAAUGGGUCAAAUUCUGCCGUUCAAGAAGGAACUAAAUGGCCACCAUUUGUUAACAGCUCUGGGGCUGGAUUGCCAGCUACUCCUUGCAAGAUGGAAAUACUUAAGGAUGUUCUUGGAAGGAGUGGACGAUCGAAGUCCAGUGCUAAGGAUCGAGAAAACGGGUCUGGGGGAGACAAACUCCGACAUGGCAGCAAAUCUAAGAAGAGAAGUGCAGAGAUUCGAGAUGCCGAUUGUACGGCAAAUGGUAUUUCAGAUAAGGAUUUUGAGUAUUAUGUAAAAUUGAUUAGAUGGCUAGAAUGCGAGGGACACAUAGAUAAGAACUUCAGACAAAAAUUCUUAACCUGGUACAGCUUGAGUUCCACAGCCCAAGAAGUUAGGAUUGUGAAGGCCUUUGUUGAUAACUUCAUUGAAGAUCCAUCAGCUCUUGCAGAGCAACUUGUGGACACCUUUUCAGAAUGCAUUUCAAGCAAGAAAACAUGUGCUGUGCCUGCUGGAUUCUGCAUGAAGCUUUGGCAUUGAUCCUCUCAGAAAGCAUCAAAUUUAAUAAGUCCUAGAUUGGAAUUAUAUCGGUUGUAGGCAUUCUUUAGAUACAUUUCCUUUCUUUCUCCAUUUAAACUGUCAUCAAUUGAAUUGGCAUCAUCUUAGCUCUAUUUAGCAUACUUAUGGCGCUAACAUGUCAUCCACAUUCGUCAUUUUUAACAUAUUGAACAGAUUUGUAGAUGAGUAUGAUUUAACAUCCUUACUCACUGAUUGAUCCCAUUUAGCAAUUAACUUAUGAAACUUGUUUCUGGGGUUUUGA